Messenger RNA from Lodderomyces margitis, 4257 nucleotides. RefSeq names its product transcriptional regulator (gene SIN3). Gene Ontology annotation, cellular component: chromatin; Sin3-type complex. The coding region runs from base 1 to 4257 and encodes 1418 amino acids. The record is from RefSeq and is a predicted model, not a curated record. Lineage: Eukaryota; Fungi; Ascomycota; Pichiomycetes; Serinales; Debaryomycetaceae. The transcript is spliced from 4 exons. Gene Ontology annotation, biological process: negative regulation of transcription by RNA polymerase II. Gene Ontology annotation, molecular function: transcription corepressor activity.
AUGUCCAAUCAACAGGAUUCUUGGUCUUCCCAACAGCGUCCGAUUGGUCAACAAUUCAAUCGCCAACAUCCGCCAGUUCUACCACCACCAGCAACGUUGGAGCAAGGAGGUCAACAGUUUUAUCCCUUGCCUAGUUUGCCGAGCCUUGGUAAUGGAAGUAGCCAUCCACAACAUGGACACCAAUUCACAAUCCCCUCGAUCAAUCCUGUGAAUGAUCCAGUACAACUUGGACAGAAUUCGGACCAUUCUAGACAGGGUGCCGAGAUUAGAAGGCCAUCUGGUGUAGGAUUUGGUACUCCUGGAAGUGCCCCAUUGCCACCCCCGGCAUCAUUAACCAAUAUGAGUUCGGAAGCACUGAUUAUUAACAACGAUAUCGGUUCAUCGCAACAACAACAUGUUCACCAACAACAACCACAGCAACUGAUUCCUCCACAGCACCAACAUCAACAACAGAACUCAUCCAGCACACCUCAACUUCAACACCAUCAAGUCUCACCAUUGGGUGGUAACUCUGCUGCUGCUGCUGCUGCUGCUGCUGUUGCAGGCCUUCCGAAUAGAUCCUCCACGACCAAUGUUUAUAGACCGUUAAAUGUCAAGGAUGCUUUAUCAUACUUGGACCAGGUUAAGAUUCAAUUUUAUAAUCAGUCAGAGGUCUAUAACAACUUUCUUGACAUUAUGAAAGAUUUCAAGUCACAAAGUAUUGAUACUCCAGGUGUCAUUGAUAGAGUAUCUACUUUGUUCAAGGGCCACCCUAAUUUAAUUCAGGGCUUCAACACGUUUUUGCCUCCAGGGUAUAAGAUUGAGUGUUCCAUGGACCCAUCAGAUCCCAAUCCUAUUCGAGUAACUACCCCUACUGGAACAACUACACGCCCAAAUAUUUCAGUGGUUUCCUACAAUCAAGGUUGGGGCAAUGACGAAGCCUCCGCUGUGGCUACUGCUGCAACCCAGCAACAACAGCAACAACAACAACAACAACAGCAGCAGCAGCAGCAGCAGCAAGUUAAUGACCCCGCUAGCCAAGCAAAUGGCUCUGGCCAAAUCGACUUCAACCACGCAAUCACCUAUGUGAAUAAAAUUAAAACCAGGUUCGCUAAUCAGCCAGAUGUAUACAAACAUUUUCUUGAGAUAUUGCAAACAUAUCAGAGAGAACAAAAGCCUAUUGCUGAGGUUUACGAGCAGGUCACAGAAUUAUUCUCAAAUUGCCCUGAUCUUUUAGAUGAUUUUAAGCAAUUCUUGCCAGACACCAGUAACCAAAGUUAUGCCCAACAGCAAGCACAGGAAAAAUACUUUGUUGGAAACGGAACUCAGUUACCACCAGUGGGAAACUUUGGGCCCAUUGGUGCCAGCCCUUCUCAUUCUCCAUACGGGCAGCAAACUCAACGUGUGCAGGGAGUCCCUGGUGCUGCCUUAGACCAGCAAAAGGGUGGUUUUGAACCUGCUUCGGUUCAGAACAUUUCGCGGAAAAAGUCUGCUGUGGAUGCGGAGGCCGAGCAUUAUAACCAAGAAGUUCAAUAUUCGGGUGUUCGUUCUGGUUUGGCUGAUCCUAGACAAAAUAAGACACUCUCGCGUCCGGGUGGUAUUGUCGGUCCAGUUGCUACUGCUCCGCCUGUCAACCCUACUUUAAUUCCUGGUAUUCCAGAACCUGUUCUUCCUCCAGGAACUGCCAAAUCGUCGUCACUUUCGGAGGAGAUCAGCUUUUUUGACAAAAUUAAGCGUGCUUUGGGAAACAAACAGACUUAUGGUGAAUUUUUGAAACUUUUGAAUUUAUUUACACAGGACAUUAUUGACAAGGAUACUUUAGUGGAACGUGUGGAUGCAUUUUUAGGUGACAAUAACGCCGAUUUGUUUGAGUGGUUCAAAUUGUUUGUUGGAUACGAAGAUAAACCUCAGAAUUUGGAAAACAUUACCUUCAAAAAGCACGCAUUGGAGCUCUCAUUGUGUAAGGCUUAUGGACCAUCUUACAGACAACUUCCAAAGGCCGAAACAUUUAUGCCUUGUUCAGGCCGUGAUGAAAUGUGUUGGGAAGUUUUGAAUGAUGAGUGGGUUGGUCACCCCACCUGGGCUUCUGAAGAUUCUGGUUUCAUUGCUCAUCGCAAGAACCAAUAUGAAGAAAUUUUGUUUAAAAUUGAGGAGGAAAGACUUGAGUUUGACUAUUACAUGGAAUCGAAUUUGCGAACCAUUCAAAUAUUGGAAACGAUUGCAAACAGAAUUGCAAACAUGACUCCGGAACAAAAAGCAAAUUUCAAAUUGCCUCCUGGCUUGGGUCAUAAUUCAACUACAAUUUAUAAAAAGGUAAUCAGAAAGAUAUACGACAAAGACCGUGGAUUUGAGGUGAUUGAUGCGUUACAUGAGAACCCAGCAAUUGCAGUACCUAUUGUGUUGAAAAGGUUGAAACAAAAAGAUGAGGAAUGGAAACGUGCUCAAAGAGAAUGGAACAAGGUCUGGAGAGAAAUGGAGCAAAAAGUUUUUUACAAGUCUUUGGAUCACUUGGGUUUGACAUUUAAGCAAGCUGAUAAGAAAUUGCUUACGGCUAAGCAAUUGGUGAGUGAAAUUAGCACCGUCAAAGUGGAACAACAAAACAAGAGACUCCAUCCACUUACCCCCAAGCCACAAGAACAACUAAAUUACGAAUUCGGGGACGAUGACGUUUUGUUUGACAUCAUAAAACUUGCAAAUGUUUUUAUAAAUCGUUCAUCGACAUAUUCAGCGUAUGAUAGGCUGAAAUUGACCCAGUUCUUUAAAUUUUUCGUGUCCUUAUUUUUCGGGAUCCCUACUGAGACUGUCGAGGAAGCUUUAACCAAGAGAGGAGAUGUUGAAAAUACCGAGGAGAAUGGGGACGAUGAUGAACCUCAAAAUGUGCAGAACAACCUACCUGAGUCUUCAAAGAAGAGAGGCCGUGAGUCAGACUUGUUGAAGGAUGUAUUGAAGAAGGCUUCGAAGUCUAAAAAGGAUGAUCGAGCGGAUUCUCCGGGACCCCAAUCAUUGGAAAGUAUUGCGCAAGAAUUAAACGAGGAGCUUGAAAGAUCGAGCGAGUUGUGGGUAAAAACAGCCAAUACCAAGCAUUCGCAGUCUGAUGUAUCCUCCCAGAAGAAGCGCAGCAAGUUUAAUUUGUUCUGCAAUACCACGAUCUAUGUGUUUUUCCGCCACUUGAGAACAUUGUACGAAAGGUUGUUGGAGAUAAAGAAGAUGAACGAGGGUGUUGGUAAUGAUAUAAGGAACCGCAAGUACCCUCAAUUUGCAAAAGAUUUGAACCUUGUUUCACAUCAAUUAGAAGAUAUGGGUGUCAACAUCGUUGGAACAAAAGACUGCUACCAGCAAGUUCUAAGCUUGGCUAGUAGGUUGAUUGAGGGCGACAUUGAGCAUCAAUGGUUUGAAGAGAGUUUGCGUCAGGGAUACAAGAAUAAAGCCUACAAGAUGUAUACAGUGGAUAAGGUUAUCCAAGCUUUGGUAAAACAUAUGCACACCAUGAUCACAGAUACAAAAGCCUCUGAAAUUAUAGUGCUAUUCGAGAACGAUCGAACCAAACCUACUUCCAGUGCAAAGGAACAGAUCCUUUACCGUAUACAAGUACGCAGUUUAAUGUCAUCUGAUGAGAAUAUGUUCAAGAUCACAUACAAUGAGGAUACGUGCAAGGCCAACAUUCUGUUUAUUAGUUUGGAUGACCUCACAUUGAAUGAUCAAGAAAGCACCGAGGAACAAUACAACUACUACGUCACCAGCUACAUCAUGUCUCACCCUACUGAAGGAGUCUCUGCGUCAAAGUUGAAUAUGCCAUUCUUGAAGUCAUUUAUUGAACUGGUUGAUGAGGAUGAUGUAGAAGGACGUGUUGCUUCAGAAUUGAAAGUGUCGGUUUGUGAAAAUUCGUACCGCUUGUACUUUGAAGGCGGGUCGCAUGACGAAUUUGUUUCCAAUACAGUCUACAAAAAACAGGCUGAUGAAACAUCGAACAACAAAGACAAGAUUAAGUCCUUGAGAGAUUUGGUUGACGGUGAAUAUGGUUGGAAAUCGACUUUGGAAGAGGGAGAGAAUGAAGCUGAUGUCGAAGGUGCUACUCGUAUAUUGUUUGAGGAGGGGGGUUCUAAAUACAAGGAUCAUUUGAAGGAGUUGAGCUCAAAGGAGGAUGCUGAAAAAGAAGCUGCUGAAAAAGAGGAUGCGGCGGGUGUUAACGUUGACGGUGCGAGGGAGAACGAAAAAGGAGAAGAGUCUUUUGUUGAAAAGAAAGAUGAAGGUGAAACCAAGGAGGAGGAUGUAAAUUAG